Molecule: messenger RNA, 3309 nt
Organism: Chenopodium quinoa (quinoa)
Lineage: Eukaryota; Viridiplantae; Streptophyta; Magnoliopsida; Caryophyllales; Amaranthaceae
Exons: 7
Coding region: 1-3309 (1102 amino acids)
Molecular function (GO): catalytic activity
Source: RefSeq, a predicted model, not a curated record
AUGAUUUACUCUAUUUGGAAUGUCAGGGGCCUGAAUGACCCUGGCAAAGUUGCCUCUGUAAAGAGGUUGCUUUAUUCUCAUUCAGUUGAUGUUGUUGGUUUGCUUGAAAUAAAAAUCAAAUUGAAAAAUGUCCUCACUUAUCAGAGGAAGUUUGGCUCUUCUUGGCUCUGGUUGUGUAAUUAUGACUAUUCUCCUAAAGGGAGGAUUUGGCUUGGUUUGAAUGCGGAUAGAGUAACUGUUAAUGUCUUGAAGGUUCAUGAACAGUUCAUUCAUUGUAGUGUUUCUUCUAAGGACCUCUCUACUCAGAUUCAUCUCACUGUUGUUUAUGGGCUUCACUCCAUUCAUGAUAGGCUUCCUUUAUGGGAGGGACUUAGAAGAAUCUCUAUUCAGCAUUCUCCUUGGCUUUGUGUUGGUGACUAUAACUCUGUUCUUCAUACCUCAGAUAAGCUUCAUGGUACUGAUGUUACUAAUUAUGAGACUAGAGACUUUCAAAGCCUGGUUGAUGAUUUGGUUCUCACUGAGAUCAAAAGCAAAGGGGCCUUCUACUCUUGGUCUAAUAAGGCUCAUACUAGCCCUAAAACUCUCUCUAGAAUUGACAGAGUUUUCGGUAACCAAGCUUGGUUAGCCUCUCAUGGGCAUGUGGAGACUGUCUAUCUUCCUCCUUCUUUAUCUGAUCACAGUCCUGUUCUUUUGGAUAUUUGUUCUGCCCCUGCGGGGAAAGGUAGACCUUUAAGAUUUUUAAACUGUUUCACCCUGAUUUCCUUGAUACUGUUUCGCAGGCUUGGGGUUCUGAAUCCUGAUGAUUUGGAUUUAUAUACUAAAGAAUCUGAUGCUAUUAAGGUUGUCAAACAUUGGAAUGAUUUCCAGGAAAGCAUCUUCAAGCAAAAAUCUAGAAUCAAUUGGGUUAAGCUUGGAGAUGGCAAUUCUCACUAUUUCUUCUCUAUGAUGAAGACUAGACAGGCAAGGAAUAGAAUUGACUCCAUCUUUGAUUCUAAUCAGGUGUUUCUUAAGGAUCCAAAUGCUAUUUCUCAUGAAAUUAUCUUUUUCUAUAAGUCUCUUCUAGGGACUCAGGCUCCUUGGCUCCCUGCUGUUGAUCUUGUCACUAUGAGGAGGGGUAAGCAGCUCAGCUUUGCUGCUCAGAGCUUCCUCAUUAGGCCUAUUUCUCAUGCUGAAAUUUAUGUUGCCCUUAAGGGAAUUGAUAACACUAAAGCUCCUGGUAUUGAUGGCUUUAACUCCUUUUUCUUUAAGAGAGCUUGGCAUAUUGUGAAAGAUGAUAUUUAUGCUAGUGUUAUUGAUUUUUUAACUAAAGGGACUUUGCCUAAGCAGUGGAAUUGUACAACUAUCACUCUGGAACCUAAAAUCCUUUCUGCUUCUCAUGCUAAGGAUUUUAGACCUAUAGCCUGUUGUACUGUGGUCUAUAAGCUCAUUUCUAAGGUCAUAACUGCUAGGCUUGCUGCUUUCAUUGGUGAGGUGAUUGAUGAUGCUCAGGCAGGGUUCAUUCCAGGCAAGCACAUUGGUGACAAUAUCCUUCUUGCAACUGAACUGAUCAAAGGCUAUGAUCACAAAUUUAUCUCUCCUAGGUGUAUGGUUAAGGUGGAUUUGAAGAAAGCUUAUGAUUCAGUUGAAUGGGAAUUCUCGAUCACCGUCAUGCAAGAGCUUGGUUUCCCUCAGAGAUUUGUUGGUUGGAUCUGGACCUGUCUUACUUCCGUCUCUUACUCUAUUCUGAUUAAUGGUGUUCCUGCCCCUCCCUUUGAAGCUAAAAAAGGGUUAAGACAAGGUGACCCUAUGUCUCCCUUUCUCUUUGCUAUUGCCUUCUCGAAAUUUUCGAGUGCUUCUGGGCUUUCUGCCAAUCUUGAUAAAAGUGAGGUUUAUUUGGGAGGGGUCUCUGCUGAUAUUCAGAAAGAGUUGAGGGAGCUUCUUGGUGUUUCUCAAGGUACCAUUCCUUUUAGGUAUCAUGGGGUCCCUCUCUCUUCCAAGAAGCUUACUAUUGCUCAAUGUAGGCCUUUGGUGGAGAAGGUCACUGCUAGAAUCCAAGGGUGGAUGGCUAAACACUUGUCCUAUGCUGGGAGGCUUCAAUUGGUGAAGAGUGUGUUGUUUGGUAUUCAGACUUAUUGGGCUCAAAUUUUUAUUCUACCGAAGAAAAUUCUGAAAGAGAUUGAGGCUAGGUUCAGGUGUUUUCUUUGGACUGGAUCCUCUGCCCCUGCUAAGAAAUCUUUAGUUGCUUGGAAUAAUGUCUAUCUUCCUAAAGUCUGUGGUGGCUGGAACUUGCUUUCUCUUCUUGAGUGGAAUAAAGCAGCUGUCACUAAGUUACUUUGGGAUAUUGCUCACAAGGCUGAUAAUCUUUGGUUCUUGAAGAAGAUUUUGAGUUGUAAAGAUGUUGUGAAUGAUCAAGGGGGAUGGGAUGGUUUCAUACAAGGCAACAAGUUAAAAAUCAAGAAGCUUUAUGCUGCUAUUAGGCCUCAAGUGCCUAAAGUUCCUUGGAAGAGAGUUAUUUGCCAAAACUUAGCAACUCCUAAGAGUGUGUUUAUCUUGUGGCUAGCUUUGUGGGAUAGGCUUGUCACUAAGGAUAGGUUGCUUCAAUGGCACAUCUCUUGUGAUCCAAAGUGUUUCUUGUGUCUGAAUAGCAAUGAAAGUGUUCAGCAUUUAUUUUUUGAUUGUGAUUUCUCUAGGAAGGUUUGGAGCAAGGUGUUGGGUAUCUUACGGGUUUCCAAGCCUGUUCAGCAGUUUAGUGAUGAGGUUGAUUGGAUGAAGAAAAUCUGCAGAAGUUCCAGGUUGAAAAACAAAGUGAUCCAGGUGGCCUUCACUAAAACAGUUUAUGGUAUUUGGAUACAAAGGAAUGCAGUUCUCUUUACUGGUUGUUGUAAAUCUGUUGAUGCUCUAGUUAGGGAUAUUGUCUUUCAUUCAGUUUUUGCUUCUGCUGUUCUUGCUGUUUCUACCUGCCUGCUAUAUGUCCUGCUGUUUGAUGCAUACUGCUGUCUACUUGUUGUGCACUGCUGUCUGUUUUGCUGUGCACUGCUGUCUGUUUGCUCUGCUGUCUGUGUUACUGUGCUCUGCUGUGCAUUGUUGUCUGUUGCUUGCUGCACUAUUCUCUACUGUCUGCUGCUUGUUGCUGUCUGCAUUGCUGCCUUUCUGCCCUGCUGGUCUGCAUGCUGGCUGUGUGUCUGCACUGCUGUCUGCACUACUAUCGAGUUGACAAGGGUUUGGUCUGCUGCUGGUUGCUGGUGGCCUCACCCUGGUGCUUUUGAUGCUGCUCGUUUUUUUGUUUUUUGUUGGUUUUACUGGUCAGUUUGUAGGCAUGUCUACUUCUGA